UUAACAUCAACAUGGCAACUUGCAACUUCUUUGCCAACAUCUACAAUUGUAUCCGUUUAACUUUAAUAUAGAUAUGUAUAUACACGCGAUGUUUAUAAGCAUGUUUUAUUAAUAAAAUAUUUAAAAAUGGGAUCCCAGACACUGGAAAUAUUACGUCAAGGUGUAUGGGCCUCUUUCACUGGUGGCUGGUUUUAUGACCCAAGACAAGAUCAUUUUUCUAACAUUUUUCAUCUUUAUCUUUGGAUUCUGCUUUUGUGUUUACCAUUUGCCUUGUAUAUGUGCUUUAGUUCUUCUGUCAUAGUUUGGGCUUCUUAUUGUACGUCAGUAGGAAUGUUGUUUUCUGUACUGAAAAUCAUUAAUGUCUGCCUUCAUCGAAUGUUUGACAGUGGAGAUUGUGUUGAAGAAUCAAGUGACGAGUCUAUGAAAUCUGAUGCUACUGAUGGAGAUUCCAGAACAACACAAAAUAGAUCUCAAAGAAAUGAAACAGAACAUAUUGAAAUGACUGAAUUGAAUUCAAGAAGAGAAGGAGAAACACCCCCUGUCCAGUGUAGUUCACGUAAUUCAUUUUCUGAGGGUCCAAGUAAACAUAGUAUAUCUCAUGUUGAUUCUAUGGAGUUCCUAAAUAGAUUAAUUAAUUCUGAACUAGAAGUAAAACCAUGUGGAAGUACAAUAGAUUUAGAAGUUGAUGUACAUCAUCGAGAAAGUUCUGGUAGUUCAGGAGCUGCAUCCUUAAAAAAACCUUUAGAUGAACAGUCACAGGGUAAUGAUAAUAUUAAAGAAGGUAUUUCAUCCAGUCUUGUAGCUGAAGUAAUGCAAGAAGUUGCUACAGAAAAUUUAAAAUGGACAACUGAUUCAAUUGUUGAAAAUAGGCAAACUGAAGAUGACAGUAAUUCUGCAAAGCCAUGUUCAAGACAAGAUAAAAUAGUUCAUUCUGAGGAUGCUGCUGCUUGUGCUGCAUCUUCAAUUUACAUGAUGCCUGAAUCACUGCAUCAUACUACAUAUCUGCCUGCCAGUGCCCUGAGUCUUUCUUCUAGUUCUAGUUCUGAAGCUCCAUUAAAAGGUACAGGAUCAGUAGAAUUGGGAUUUAUGUCUCAAGAUCCUAGUGUAAGAGCAGCAGAAUUAGCACGUAGUAGGGGAAGAAAUCAACAUCGUGAUAGAAAAGUAGUGCGUAGAGCUCACAGUGAAUUGGAAACUUGUCCAGAGAAACCAUCUCCAUCUGUACCACCUUCUCAUCCAGUUAGUUUAGAAGCAAUUAGUAGAAGUGUUAGCAGUGGAAGUGGUAUUGUACAUCCUCGUCCAUGUCUUCCACGUCAGAGUGUUGAAUUAUUAAGACCAUGCUUCAGUGAAGCAAUUAAACCUAUUGUUGAACUUAAUGAUGAGCUUCAAGUUACUAGUAAUGACAAUGGAAGAAAUAAUUCUUCUAAUGUAGCAAGCAAUCCUGAUGUUCAGUCUUCUCAUAUUUCUUCUAGUGAAUGUUCAUUGGUUAGACAUCGUUCUCUUGAAACACCACAUAGGACAGGAUUAAGGGAGUUAUCAGGUUCAAAAAGAACUCAACCUGUAAAUGAGAUGUCUACACAAGGCAAUAAAGAAAGGAUUUCAAAUACUAAGUCAAAUGUGAAAUCAACUCUUGCUGAAUUGUUACCAGAAGAAAUAGCAUCUUCUGAUACUGGAGAUAAUAGCAGUGAACCUUCAGAAAGAAGUCAUAGCAACAGUGAAGUAUCAUCUCUCUCUAGUGAAACAUUAUCUAUUUCUCUACCUGAUAGCAAUGGUAGUCAUUUUACUUUAAUAUAUAAACCAUCUCUUCAUCAUAAAGAUAACAGAGAUUCUGUAUCAACCUGCCAAUCAGAUAAAGGCAAUGUUAGUUUUCCUAAUUGGACAGAAAGUUCUAAAAAAGGUCCAUUGCCUUCUCCUUCACCAUCAGAUGGAAGCAGUGUUGCUGGAUUUGAGUGGCUCUUUAACCCAAAUGGAGUUGGAACUAUUGUUGAAAAUACUUCUAGCUGUUUAGCUAACAGUAGUCCCGAAGGUUUAUCUGACAGCACACUUUCUUCUCCUGAUGAAACAACUCCUUUAGAAGGACCAUCUAGUCGAUCACGUGGUGCAAUACCAAAACAUCAUCAAUCUGAAAUGCCAUUAUACAAAGGUUUACGUUUGCAUCUAAAAUCAGAUAAUAAACAAGUUCAAGAAUCAGAUCAAUGGUCACUUGGUCAUCGAGUGUUAGAAAUAUUAAGUAAAACUGAUCCUGAAGAAUAUGAAAUAGAGCUACAAAAGCUAAAGAAAGAAGUAGAUAUGAAAAGAAAAAUGUCAUCAGAUGUAUCUGUGGGACAAGUGUCUGUAAAUAUGAAUGAAAAUAGUCCUACCAAAGAAGUACCAGUUUCCAAAAAACUAAAACUGCUUGCUCGAAGAAGACGAACUCCUGAUGGUGCUCCAGAAAUGCUAUCUCUGCUCCCAGGAAUACCAAAUAAAGAGGAUGGAGAGGAUAGUAGCAGUGCAAGUUGGAUGUCACCAAAAAAACAACUUCAUUCUGGUCCCCCACCACAUCUUUUAGCAGGAUUAUUAUCUGCUCCUGGAACUCAUCUUGCAAGUUCUCAUAAUGAUACCACCAGUGGAGCUGUACAUUGCUUUCAAGAUGAACAUGGUAAUUGGUUAACUUAUACUUUUGAUGAAAAUAGUACAGGAGUUGCUAAAGGCUUGAGUACUGCUACUGAUGCCAAACUUUUAGAAUUUAUGAUGGAUAAUAAAUGGGAAACUGCAUCUCAUUCAUCUUCAAGUUCUGGUUCUACUGUCAUACUUGAUAGUCCUGCAGUAGUAUUGCACACACCAAAAUUACAAAGUUCAUUCACUGGCUUAGAAUUUCCACCUCCAUCAUCUAGUAAUCCUUUUAGGUCAAGAGGCAUUAUACCUCGUGCUCCUCUUCAGUUAUUUGCUGAAUCUCUACUUGGUCAAGCAACCCAAAGUGUAACAAAUGCAACAAUUAACAUGGGUGGAGGACCUACUACUUCUAAUCUUUCUCAAGCUGCUAGUUCUCAAGGGGGAACUGAUACUGAACUUGCAUCAAGUUGUAGAAUAAGAUUUGCUGAAAAUAGGCAGCAUUCUUCUAAGCCAAAAAUUUAUUAUAAGUUUUGGAUAAUGCCAUUUAAAUAUAUAAAAAUAAGAUUUGACAGAUUAGCUUUACUUGCCCUGCUGGACAGGAAUCUAACAUUAACAGAGAAUAUGUUAUCUGUGAUGUUGGCAGUGCUGGUAGCUGCACUUGGAGCAGUAUGUUUAUCUCAGGAUAUUUUUCAAGAUAUUUGGAGUUUUGUAUUUUGCUUUAUUAUUGCAAGUUGUCAGUAUACAUUAUUAAAGAGUGUUCAGCCUGAUGCUUCUUCUCCAACACAUGGUUACAACCGUCUUGUUUUAUACAGCCGUCCUGUUUAUUUUUGUUUAUGUUGUUUUUUAUUGAUUGUUCUACAAUUCUGCUUGGAAAUAAAGGAACCUUAUUCAUCUUUAAGUCUAUAUGGAAUAGUAUUCACUAGCAGAGAAAUACUUGAAUGGGUUCGAGAUGUUCUUGUUACAUUUACAUUAUUUUUUCCAAUAAUCUUCAGCCUUGGACUUCUACCUCAAGUUAAUACUUUUCUGAUAUAUUUUUUAGAACAAAUAGAUAUACAUCUGUUUGGUGGAACAGCUAGUACUGGCCUGAUAUCUGCUGUGUAUUGUAUAGUUAGGAGCUGUUCAGCUGUAACGUUUCUUUAUGGAUUUGCAUAUAGUGCUCUAAAAGAAAAUAACAAUCCCAGUCAACAUUUAAUGUUCUCUAUUUAUUGUGGAUUGCUCGUAUCUCUUUGUUAUCAUUUAAGUAGAAGUUCAAGUGAUCCAACAGUAUUAUGGAGUUUAUUAAAACGACAUCUCUGGUCUGAAGAAACAUCUGAUAAAAAUAAAAAAGAAGAUGGUACCGAAUUAAUUGAUCCAUUACCACAAAAAUUAGGAAAUACUGUAGUAAAAGCUGCCAAAAUAAUGUGGUUUGAAAAAGCAGAAAUAUGGUUAUGGUUUUUAGAAAAAAAUGUGAUUUAUCCUCUUGUAUUUCUCAGUGCCUUGACCACAGAUUCUCCAAAAAUUGUAAACAGCUUUGGUCUGUUAGGAGGUUGUUUAGUGGUGGUAAUUUGUAGUUUGAAGUGCCUGCGCAGUGCCUUCAAUGAUCCUUCUCAUCAUUUUCUGGUGCUCAUUUUUACUGUUCUUUUUUUCAAAUAUGAUUAUUCUGGACCUCCUGAACCAUUUCUCAUCAACUUUUUUGUUAUGACUAUUUUAUUUAAUAAAUUUUAUGAAUUCCUUCUCAAGGUACGUUUUAUUAUUACAUAUAUUGCACCCUGGCAAAUAACAUGGGGUUCUGCCUUUCAUGCAUUUGCUCAGCCAUUUAGUGUGCCUCAUUCAGCAAUGUUAUUUAUUCAAGCAACUAUAUCUUCCAUAUUAUCAACUCCAUUGAGUCCUGUAUUGGGUAGUGCAAUUUUUUGUACAUCAUAUGUUCGACCUAUUAAAUUUUGGGAACGAGAUUAUAACACUAAAAGAGUGGAUCAUUCGAAUACUCGAUUAUCAUCUCAGUUAGAAUGUAAUCCAGGUGCAGAUGACAACAAUUUGAAUUCAAUUUUUUACGAACAUCUAACUCGUUCACUUCAGCAUUCUUUAUAUGGUGAUUUAGCAUUAGGAAGAUGGGGUAAUGUUUCACAAGGAGAUUGUUUUGUUCUUGCUUCUGAUAACUUGAACUGUUUAGUACAUAUAAUUGAAUUAGGGAAUGGAAUGGUAACCUUUCAAGUUAGAGGACUGGAAUUUAGAGGUACUUAUUGUCAGCAAAGAGAAGUAGAAGCAAUAAGUGAAGGUGUAGAUGAAGAUGAAGGUUGCUGCUGUUGUGAAUCAGGCCAUCUUCCUCAUAUGUUGUCCAUUAAUGCAGCUUUUAAUCAAAGAUGGCUGGCAUGGGAAGUAACAGCUACAAAAUAUGUUUUAGAAGGUUAUAGUAUAUCAGAUAACAGUGCUGUAUCAAUGCUGCAAGUUUUUGAUUUGAGAAAAGCUCUUAUAACUUAUUAUGUGAAAAGUAUAGUCUAUUACACUUUGACAUCAUCACGGUUAGAAGAAUGGUUAAAUUCUGACUCUAUACAAGAAGCAUUAAAACCAACACUUGACAAAAACUAUGCAGAUUUAGAUCCAGUAUUUAACAUGAAUGUUGAUGAAGAUUAUGAUUUUCAUGCAUCUGGAGUAUCUCGAAAUAGCUUUUGCAAUGUUUAUCUUGAUUGGAUACAAUAUUGUUCAUCUCGAAGGGAAAAGAAGGUUGACAGUGAGAGAGACUCAAGUCUUGUUUCAUUAUGUUUUUGUUUGAGUCUUCUAGCAAGACGUGUAUUGGGAACAGCUUCUCAUAAUUCUGUUUCAAGUGUUGAUUUCUUAUUGCAUGGAUUGCAUGCCCUCUUCAAAGGUGAUUUUCGAAUAACUUCCGUACGAGAUGAAUGGGUUUUUCAAGAUAUGGAAUUGUUACGCAAAGUAGUUGCUCCUAGUGUAAGGAUGGCAUUAAAAUUACAUCAGGAUCACUUUAUGUCUGCUGAUGAAUAUGAAGAUCAUGCAACCCUAUAUAAUGUUAUUGGAACCUAUGAAAAAACACUUGUGAUAUCUCAUGAAGCUGAUCCAACAUGGAGAAAUGCAGUUUUAUCCAGUGUUCCUUCUCUCUUAGCUCUUAGGUUAAUAAAUCUUUUUACCAUCUGCAGGCGGCAAGAAGUAAUGCUGCAAUCUUUAAAACCCGAGAUAACUCGGGUAAAUCGGGAGUGUGUUCGAGGUUUAUGGGCAGGACAGCAACAAGAACUGGUUUAUCUUCGUAAUCGUAAUCCUGAAAGAGGAAGUAUUCAAAAUGCAAAACAGGCUUUACGAAAUAUAAUCAAUUCUUCAUGUGAUCAACCAAUUGGAUAUCCCAUAUAUGUAUCUCCUUUAACUACAUCUUAUGCAGAAACAAGUGAUCAAUUAUGCACUAUCAUUGGUGGUCCUAUUAGUUUAUCUAUAUUUAAAGGAGUAAUAUUACGAUUAUGGAACAGGUUAAGAACUCGGUGUGGAGAGGGUUGUUCAAGUGGUGGAACAGCUAGACAAGGAAAUGGAAGUUUUGAUAAUGAUGUUAGUUGUACAGGAAAUACAGAUAAUCCCUUACGAGAACGAGGUAGUCAUUCAAGUGGUUCUCAUUCAGGUAGCCAUUCUGGUGAUGGUAGCUGUGAAAAUAUGGGACGAAGUACAGCCGGAAGUCUAGGUAGAGGAAGUACCAUAAAUAGUGUUGGUCGCAACAGUGGAUCAUUUACUCGAACUAAUUCUGGUACACUUCCUCACAUUGCCAUGACAACUGUCCCACCAGGAAAACCUACAUCAUCAACAUUAAUUAACAUUGGUGUAUUCCGUCCUUUUCCCAGUGAAAACAUUGGUCUUACUAGUGCAACGUCAAUUUUAACAAAUAAUAUCAUUGGGAGCCAAAAUGGAAGUAAAGGUGCUAUUGGUGGAACAGUAGAUAAUUUAAGUGAUUUUUAUCAACCUUUUAGCAGCUUUCAAAUGGGAAAUCUAGCAGAUAAUCGCAACAGCAUUGUGAAUCAAGAACCAUACAUGACCACAAGAGGUCUGAGUGCAUCUGACAUUAAUUCUAAUGAACAUGUGAGCAACAUUAAUUCUAAUGGUUGCAAUCUUACUGAAGGACAUUUGACUCUCCAUAGCAGAGAACCUAGUGACAGACUGCUUAGCAGUUGUAUAGCUACUUAUAAUCAAGUACGAUUUAAUGACAGGGACCAUUGUUCAGUGUUUGGUGAUCACAGUUUUAACACAGAUGAUAAUGUAUAUAAUAAACCUAAUUGGAAUAGUGAUAAAGACGGAUCAAGAAGUAUAUAUAAAGUGAAUAAAAAUUUAAGUGCAAUGCUCACUAAUAACAAAGGACAAGGUGAGAAUAAUAGUGACAGUGCAAUUUCCAAAGCAUCGUGAAAAUAACUGUAACAUAUUCAUAGUUUCAUACUGGUUCUUUUCAUUUUUUGAAAGGCAUCAUCAAUAAAGGAACAAGUAUCAACAUAAACUGAUGUAUUGUUUGUGCAGUGCACAGAAGUGAAGGGUGCUCCAUUCCUACUAGCCUAGGAAUUUUUCUUCCUACAUGCAAUUUGCCUUUGAAAAUUUAAAAUUAUAAAAUGCUAAAAACCAUCCACCCAUCAAAAUUUAUCCAUUUCAUACUCUACUCUAAAUCAAAUUCUUAGUUAAUCCAGGGAUCUUUAAAAAAAAAAACUGACAUAAUUCAACAUUAUAGUGCCACAAUUAAAAUGCAAAUACACAGUAAGUUACAUAGGUGUACAGUGGGCUUUUGCAUGAAAUAUCUUGCCUUCUGAUUCAGUUAUUUAAAACCACGUAAAUGAUAAGAAUUACUUAAUGUGAUAAUUUCUGCAAGGAACAUAAAAAGUGUACAGAUAAACUUAAAAUUUA
Messenger RNA from Centruroides sculpturatus (bark scorpion), 7443 nucleotides. Its product is annotated as pecanex-like protein 1. Gene Ontology annotation, cellular component: endoplasmic reticulum; membrane. The record is from RefSeq and is a predicted model, not a curated record. The transcript is spliced from 37 exons. Gene Ontology annotation, biological process: endoplasmic reticulum organization. The coding region runs from base 127 to 6957 and encodes 2276 amino acids. Lineage: Eukaryota; Metazoa; Arthropoda; Arachnida; Scorpiones; Buthidae.